AUGAAGUGCAAGAGCCUCAAAGGGGGAGGAUGCACAGAGCCGACCUACAGUCACCCUGAAGAUGAAACUUCCUACUUAUAUUCAGAUGAAGAAGAGCUUUAUGAAGAGGAGAGUCGAGCCAACGAUUGCGAGAAUGGCUACUACGACCAGAUAGCCUUGCUCUGCUGGCCCGAGUUCCAUGCUACCAUCACGGCUACAGCAGAGGAUAGCCGUUGCCUCUGGGAAACAAUUGGCAGCAUGUACAGUGAGCUUGCCAUCUGUGCCGGGCUGCUGGCCCAAAGCAUGGGCUGCCCUCUGUCCAGCCCCACCCUGGACGCCUUCUUCGUCAGUAUCCACACGGAGUACUUUGCCAGCUGCACGCUGCCCAUCGAUGCCCCGGACCACCAGCUGACGACAGGAACCAUCAUAGCCUUGUCCGCCCUGCCGGUCUGCCUGGUGCCCCUUUCUGUCGCCCUCACCCUUCGCAGGGCAUGAAGGCCUGGUCCCGCCCCACUGAUC
Gekko japonicus is the source of this 498-nucleotide messenger RNA. Its product is annotated as receptor activity-modifying protein 1-like. Gene Ontology annotation, biological process: calcium ion transport; cellular response to hormone stimulus; intracellular protein transport. The coding region runs from base 1 to 474 and encodes 157 amino acids. Gene Ontology annotation, molecular function: coreceptor activity. Gene Ontology annotation, cellular component: cell surface; membrane; signaling receptor complex. The record is from RefSeq and is a predicted model, not a curated record. Lineage: Eukaryota; Metazoa; Chordata; Lepidosauria; Squamata; Gekkonidae. The transcript is spliced from 5 exons.